Molecule: messenger RNA, 5107 nt
Organism: Poeciliopsis prolifica (blackstripe livebearer)
Lineage: Eukaryota; Metazoa; Chordata; Actinopteri; Cyprinodontiformes; Poeciliidae
Gene: scyl2
Product: SCY1 like pseudokinase 2
Biological process (GO): protein phosphorylation
Molecular function (GO): protein kinase activity; ATP binding
Source: RefSeq, a predicted model, not a curated record
AUGGAGUCGAUGUUGAACAAGCUGAGCACCGUCACUAAAGUGACGGCAGAUGUCACCAGUGCUGUUAUGGGCAACCCGGUGACGCGGGAAUUUGAGGUUGGCCGACAUAUUGCGAGCGGAGGUCCUGGCCUUUGCUGGAGGAUCUACAAUGGCACCAAGAAGUCUACCAAACAGGAAGUAGCAGUGUUUGUGUUUGAUAAGAAGAUGAUCGACAAGUAUCAGAAGUUUGACAAGGACCAAAUAAUAGAUUCCCUGAAGAAAGGGGUGCAGCAGCUAACCAGACUGCGUCACCCGCGCCUCCUGACCGUGCAGCAUCCUCUGGAAGAGUCACGGGACUGCUUGGCAUUCUGCACAGAGCCAGUGUUCGCCAGUCUGUCCAACGUGCUGGGCCAGUGGGACAACCUGCCCAGCCCCGUGCCCAAAGACAUCAAAGAAUACAAACUCUAUGAUGUGGAGACCAAAUAUGGCUUACUACAGAUCUCGGAGGGUUUGUCGUUUCUUCACAGUGGGGUUAAGAUGGUCCAUGGCAACUUGUGCCCAGAUAAUAUCAUCCUCAAUAAGAGUGGAGCCUGGAAGAUCAUGGGCUUUGACUUCAGCAUAUCUUCAACUAACCCGUCGGACGCUGAGCUGAAGUACACAUGUAAAGAGUGGGAGCCCAACCUUCCGCCUCUCUGCCUCCCCAACCCGGAGUACCUGGCCCCAGAGUACAUCCUGUCCGUCAGCUGCGACUCGGCCUCCGACAUGUACUCUCUCGGAGUUGUAAUGCACGCCGUUUUCAACGAAGGCAAGCCUGUAAUCCAAGUCAACAAGCACGAUAUUUUUAAGAGUUUCAGCAGGCAGCUGGAUCAGCUGAGCAGCAUGAAUCCGGCACUGCUGAGUAAGAUCCCUGAGGAAGUGCGAGAGCACGUCAAGAUGUUACUCAGCGUCUCGCCGACAGUCCGACCGGAUGCAGACCAGAUGACUAAGAUUCCAUUUUUUGAUGAUGUUGGAGCAGUAACAUUGCAGUACUUUGACACUCUCUUUCAACGGGACAACCUGCAGAAAUCUCAGUUCUACAAAGGUUUACCAAAAGUGCUGCCAAAGCUACCAAAGAGAGUAGUGGUGUACCGCGUAUUGCCGGCAUUGACCUCAGAGUUCGUCAACCCAGAUAUGGUUCCGUUUGUGCUGCCGAACGUGCUGCUUAUUGCCGAAGAGUGCACCAAGGAGGAGUACAUUCGCCUCAUCCUGCCUGACCUCACGCCUGUUUUCAAACAGCAGGAGCCUCUCCAGGCUAGUAAUAUGAUCCUGUUAAUAUUCCUGCAAAAGAUGGACCUGCUGCUGACGAAGACGCCGCCAGAUGAUAUUAAGAACAGUGUGCUUCCCAUGGUCUACAGGGCUGUGGAGGCUUCCUCAGUUCAGAUCCAGGAGCUGUGCCUGAACAUCAUCCCAACGUUUGCCAACCUGAUUGACUAUCCGUCCAUGAAGAAUUCUCUCAUCCCGCGCAUCAAAUCAGCCUGCCUACAGACGUCCUCUCUCGCUGUGCGAGUGAACUCCCUGGUGUGUCUGGGGAAGAUUCUGGAAUAUCUAGAUAAAUGGUUUGUCAUCGAUGAAAUCCUCCCCUUCCUCCAGCAGAUCCCCUCCAGGGAGCCAGCUGUCCUGAUGGGCAUUUUGGGAAUCUAUAAAUGCACCUUUACCCACAAGAAGCUUGGCAUCCCCAAAGAGCAUCUCGCCACAAAGAGUUUGCCCCACCUCGUUUCUCUUAGUAUCGACAAUAACCUCAAUCUAAAUCAGUUUAAUUCUUUUAUGAUGGUAAUUCGGGACAUGCUGAACCGCAUGGAAGCUGAACACAAAACCAAACUGGAGCAGCUGCAUAUCAUGCAGGAGCAACAGAGGAGCCUAAACAUCACAAAUCCAGGGAAUUCCACAGAAGAAAUUAAAAGCCCUCCAAACUCUGGAAACCAGAUUGAUGAUAUAUUUGGCAGCGCGAGUGUUAAUGGGAAAGAAAAUGGAUCUGCUGCAACACCGUCGCAGCCUAACAGGGUUUCCCUGACUCUGGAGGAGAAACAAAGGUUGGCCAAGGAACAGGAACAGGCAGCUAAACUGAGGAGCCAGCAGCCGUUGGCACCUCAGGCCAUCAAACCAUCAUCCUCCAGCAACUCACAGACUAAAGAUCUGACCAACAGCCUGAUCAACAGCAUGACGUCUCUGAACAGCCUGACCUUGGCGAGCUCAGCGCGGCCACCCCCAGUACAAGGCACUACCAUGGCCGCCUUCCCCUCAUCCGGUCCGAUGGUGGGGCCAGUCUCUAACGGUUUCAACCCCAGCAUGGGUUUCCAAUCUGGGGGCAUUGGGAUGGGCAUGCGGCCCUCGGGCCCCGGCCUCUACGGAGGAAUGGCCUCCACCACCAGCACCCCCAACUUUGGGGCUCUGACGCAGAACCAAGGACCGUCUGGGCUGACGAACAGACCGCCUAACAUGUCGGCCUUGGACAACCUGUUUACACCCAACAAGCCCAAAGUCUCUCUUAACCAAAUAGGUCCCCAGGCCGCACCUGGAGGCGGUUCCCCCUGGGCGAGUCAGUUCGGGUCGGCCCAGAACACUCAGACUCCGAUGGCGGUGGGGAUGGGAGGGAUGCCCAGUGGGUUUGGGAUGCAGGCAAACCCUUUCUUCAGCCCACAGAACUUUUCUCAGCCGGGUUCUGCCCCGAGCAUGAACCCAGGCGGAGUGAAACCGAGCGCGUCUGCGAACAAUGACCUGCAGGACUUAUUCGGCUGAAACAAAAAUGAAAACGAACCCCUGAUGAAGUAUAUUCUUUUAAAGACUGUAGAGAUGAGCUUUGAAUGAUCACAGAUUAUUGUGGAGCACUUUCAGAGGUGUUUUUGUACUUUUAAUCUCGUCUAAUUUAACGUCUCGUGCUGACGGUCUGCUGGAAAAUGAAGCCCGCACCAGUGGUCCGGUGUGGGUUUCACUUCUUUUACGCUUCGGUCUUUCAAUGCUGGGGGUUUCCUACUGUUUUUGUACUUUCCCAAGCAAAUAUAUCGAUGGGGUCAAGAUGAAUUUGAGUUUGGUUCAUUGUUGACUGUCCAAAUGGAGGGAGAGUAUUUUACUUAAAAGAACAAAAGUUUUUCAUUUUCAUACCUAGGAAAUGUAGAAAACCUGCUGUGCUCACUUCACAUUUGCUCACUUUCAGGCUUCUGUACUUCCACUGCCUUUCCAGAAUAGUUUGGGAUUUUGAGGUUCAGGUUAAGGGAACAUGGCGUGUGAUUUCAUUGGGAGGCAAGCAUGGUUUUAAAAACCACUUAUUUGCAGUUUCACAUGUUAUAUAUGUUUCUCUAAAGAUAAACUGGACAAUCCUUCUUGGGUUCAUUCUUUCGUAACAUUACCAAAAUUAUCUCCAUUCCUUUUACGUUGGCCUCCAUUUGCUUUCAUUAGCUUUGCAGGUGAAUAACCUGGUUUCUAUCGUUGCAGAGUCUUUCUCCUUUCUGGUUCUGGUCAUAGCGGAGUGGCUGUUACUGCUAUGUUCGUCUAAGGAAUCUCAACGCUAAAGGCGAUGUGGAAAGUAUGCACUUUUCUUCUUGUGCCUUACAAGGGUACAUGUCUAAAACUAAGCAGCACUCAAUUGUUACACAAGUAGGCAUGGGUCAGGAUAAAAUAUUACUAUGUUAUAUUGAGAAUCCUACCAUGGUGUUAUACUGUUAACACACAAAAAGUGUUAUGACUUAUUAAGACAGGACAACUAAUGAUUCCUAAUGUUGUAAAAGUAAGUUAUUAGUUAUUACAUUACCUUUUAUAUCUAAGACUUAAAACAAGUUGCCAACAUUUCCAAUUCUCCAACAUGUUAUAAGAUUAAACUAAUUAUGCUUUACAUGUUGAGCUCUUUUUUCUAAGAAUCACUAAAAUAUUGUAAAAAUACAAUUCUUUGUUCUUCCUCAAAAUUAUUUGGUAUUGCUUCAGCCUGGAAGCAGUGAGAUGAGUUUCUGGUCACAGGUCAGGAUUUCCUCUCAGCAACUGAUUUUUCAGUUGAUUUUUGUAACAUUUAUUGAUUGUUUGAAUUUUAAUACACAGGCCUAAGCAAAAAUAUUAAAUAAACACCUGCUAAAUUUAGUUGUAGAUUUGUCACAACUUUUCUAUUCUUUUUGCAUUCUGCAUAAAGUAACUAAAACUAAUUGCAUCAGGUUCUCAGUUUUUAUACUGUGGUUUUAAAAUAUGUUUUGCCUUAAAUACCUAUUUUAUGUAGAGGUGGAUGACGCUCCUUUAGUUUUCAUUUUUAAAGUGAAGACAGCUAUGGAUGGAAAUAUUUCCACGUGGGAAAAACUAAGUUAGAUUUGGGAACGAUACACUAGAAAACUUUUGCAGUUAUUGGUAAGAGUAACUGGCCCAUGCCUACACAAAGUUGUUCCAAUGGAUGUAAUUUGCUUGGCUGCAUUUCACUGACCACAUCAAUUUAAAAACAGUUUUUCUUAUCAACUAAUAUUGCAGUUUCUUUUUUUUUUAAUCUAGUGACCAACCAUAUCACAAUCCCCAUACUUCAUGUGCAUCAAUAUGAAAUGUAACCGUAGUUAUUCCAAUAUGGAAAGGUCCCCGGCAUCUUUUUGUUUUUGUGGCUCUGGGUUAAGAGGCCUUAGAUGAGUCGAGUGCAAUAAUCCUUUUCGGUUCUUGAGGGUGAAAAUAGUUUGUCGGAACCAGCUCUCGUUGUGUGUGACUUUCUCUGAUGACCUGCAGUAACUUCACUGUUCUGUCGGAUUUUCUUAAUGACUAGAUAUUGAUGUAAAUUCAUUCUGAGUUAAACAUUUUGGGUCUUUUGGAUUCAUCUCGCUCAUAUUGAUUCUGCUGUUGAUUGUAAUUUUAUUUAAUGUUUUAAAAUAAACUUUGCUCUUCAGGUUCUGUUAAUUUCCACACUGUUAACGCUUUGCUUUGAUUAACUCGACUGGUUUAUUGGAGUGUUAUUUCACAUAUUGUAGCAGAACCCCAAAGCUAACUGAAACUAGGUCUUUGAUUAGGCCGUUUGUAAACUACUGCUGUUCUGUGUGUGAAGUGUGAGCCUCGUUUUGUGACCAGGUGCUGGUUUCUGAAGUGGUUCCAUGAAGAUCUGUACAUAUAUAAAAGCAUACAAUCUAAUAUUCUCAAA